Chironomus riparius is the source of this 1124-nucleotide messenger RNA. The record is from the annotation of a GenBank genome assembly. Lineage: Eukaryota; Metazoa; Arthropoda; Insecta; Diptera; Chironomidae.
AAAAAUUUAGAUUUUAAAUUCUAAUUAUUAUUUUUAAAUUUAGAAUUUAAAUUGUAAUUAUUUUUCUUACUUUUUGAAUUUUUUACAUUCUUAAGUCCACAAAACUUCCUUAAAAAUCUCCAAUUUUCUAACUUUCAAUUUCUUAAUUUCACAGACUAGAAAAAACCAAAAAAAGUGCUUAAAAUGAAUCAAAUUUCGUUAAUUUUUGUUGCCGCUGUUGCAAUAAGCUGCUCAUAUGGAGUUUCUGGUGCAUUACCAUCAUCAGUCAAAAUCUGUCACAGAAAUGAUCCACAAAUUAAUGAGUGCAUAAUCAAGUCAAUUGAACAACUUAGACCGAGAUUAGCUGCUGGAAGCUUAGGAGAUGGAUUUGAUCUACCGAAAAUUGAGCCUUUUGCUAUUCAAAGCAUCAAAGUCGGAACAACGCAAGACUUCAAGGUCAGUCUCAAAAAUGUUCUCAUCAAAGGCGCUAGCAACUUUAGAAUUGAGAAAUUGAGAGCUAACGUCAACGACAUCAAAGUCGAUGUGAUCGUAAACUUCCCAAAACUUGACAUCAAAGCCAACUACGAUCUUAUAAUCAAAAUUUUCGGUCAAAAUCUCGACAACAAAGGCGAUGGCUUCAUCAAACUUGAAAAUGCUCGCGCACGUGUCUCAUUGAAAGGAUCAAAAUACUCAAAAGAUGGCAAAGAGUACAUCAAGUUCGACAGAUUCCGUUUAAAGGUUCAGCCGGGAACAAUUCGUCAAUUGAAGCUCUCAAACCUGUUUCAAAACGAUCGAAAUAUUGAAGAAGCUGCAAAUGCAUUCAUCACAGCUAAUUCAGACUUUUUACUCCAAAAUGUCUAUCCAACAAUUGAGAAAGAUUUGGCUGAGCUGCUCACAAAUGUUGCUAAUGAAUUGGCUAAAAAUGCUACGUAUGAUGAACUUUUCCCCUUGUAAAUUGAAGAUUUUAAUUUGAUAAUUAUUGUGAUGAACCUUUUUUGUGGUCUUUAUUGUUCGAAGAGAACAAAGUUAGCAACUUAAUGACUUUAAUUUAAUAAUUUUGUAAGAGGAUGAUUGAGGAACAAUUAAGGAAUAAAGAUGAUGAAAUGUAUUUUUAAUUGAAUUGAAAUUUGUAUUGAGCUUGGAUU